AUGGGUUCCUUAUCGAUGACCUAUCUGGAAGAUUUCCGAUUCUUUCAGAUAACCCGCAACCGGGAGUCUUACGUUCUAUGGAUCCUCCACGAAACGAAUGAACAUUUCAUUGCCGAGAAACUCUCCGCUUGCCCCGACGAAGGGGGUUGUCUAGGAGUUGUAUCGUCAGUAUUCCCAUGUUGUAGCUCUGCUUCUGUCUCCAUCACCGUUAAUGGUGACCAAGCAUUCCACCAAGGGCGUCUGAGGUCUCGGUCUAUAAGCCCUUCCGAAACCUCUAAGUCUACAUACCGAAGAGACCGCGAUACCUUGACGCAGCAAUACACUCAACCGGUCACUACCACAGAAUCCCGACCAACUGACGGAGCGCCUGACUUGCCUUCGGAGAAUACCAGGACAGAACCACAGAAACAAAAGAAGAGAGUAUCAGAACUUAUAACAAAUCAGAGAAGUCGGGGAAAAAGGCGGAAACCAACGACCGCGAAAGUUGCAUCGCUUCUUCUCACACAACUUAGCGCUCCGGUUGAAAAAGUUUUAUCCGAUCAAAACGUCUUGCCGUAUGAUGCCGAUAUAACCAACAAGCUGGAAAGUUCCCAACAACUUGUUCUCUCGCAGCCUGGGAAGGUCGACCAGAUCGUUGAAGAAUUGCAGCUGUGGUUACAGCAAGUCCAGCAACGAUCGAAAUUAUACUUGGCUGCCUUACAGCAUCUCCUCAAUUGUGUCGACCUCUAUAACUGGGUCAAUCGCUGUGAUAAGAAUACGGAGCGGCUCAAUAACAAAGAGCGUUGGUCUGCGUUGCAAAUUGCACGUUAUCGAAACUUGCUUGCAAACAAGCUCUGUCAAGCCAAGGAUGGAACCACUGACUGUCUGGGUUUAACUAUACUGGCGCCUAUGACUGCUAAGGGACUUAAGUUUGGGAAUAUUGGCAAGGCAACGGAGAAGGACAAGCUUGAGAUCAUUCAAGAAUUCGCCGCUCUCGCUCGACCACAAUUAGAGGCAGGACUAAAGGGCACGAGGUUCAUAGAAGUGCCAAAUCCCGUGAGCUUUGUCUGCUGGUUUCUUGAAAAGCCGGUUGAGGAACUGCCUAACAUUGGUGAAGCCCUCUGCCUCACUGCACUCUCUGUUGAAGACUGCCGCCCUAGCCCUGCGAUCUGGCAUGAGAUUAAAAUGCUUCCCAUAUCAGAAAUGUUGGAUGAUCGCGAAGUGCACUCCGAUGAGGAUGCACAAGAUUUGAACUGGCUGAUCAAGGCAGGUGGCCAAUGUGAUGAGAUCACGAAGAAUAGCUACGAAAUGACAGUGGAAGCGACCGAGCCGGCCCAGUUUGACAAUAAUGCAUGGGCGUUUUCUAAUCUUCUAGAUGAUGAUGCGCUCCCUCUUGGUUUUAGUUAA
Messenger RNA from Fusarium coffeatum, 1386 nucleotides. RefSeq lists its product as uncharacterized. NCBI's taxonomy places the organism in Eukaryota, Fungi, Ascomycota, Sordariomycetes, Hypocreales, Nectriaceae. The record is from RefSeq and is a predicted model, not a curated record. The coding region runs from base 1 to 1386 and encodes 461 amino acids. The transcript is spliced from 5 exons.